This is a messenger RNA of Fragaria vesca subsp. vesca, 2296 nucleotides long. RefSeq names its product primary amine oxidase-like. Gene Ontology annotation, molecular function: quinone binding; copper ion binding; primary methylamine oxidase activity. Bases 1 to 2199 code for a protein of 732 amino acids. The transcript is spliced from 4 exons. The record is from RefSeq and is a predicted model, not a curated record. Gene Ontology annotation, biological process: amine metabolic process. NCBI's taxonomy places the organism in Eukaryota, Viridiplantae, Streptophyta, Magnoliopsida, Rosales, Rosaceae.
AUGGAAUCCCGUAACUUUUUCAGCUUCUUCUUUCUAUCCCUCUGCGUCGGGCUUCUCCUCCUCUUCACUUUCGGUCACCUCCCUUAUGCGCCACCAUACGUGACUGACCUUCUCGACUGCACCACCAACUCAGCAUGGUGCGCCUCCAAAUACCACUUUCAGUCCAAACCGCCAAACAACCACGUCGUAGACAAAAACCACCGCAACCGCAACCACGCCUCCGACACUCCCCACCACCCUCUCGACCCCCUCACAGUCCAAGAACUCAACAAAAUCCGAACCAUCCUCUCCUCCCACGCUCUCUUCAACUCCUCAGCCUACGCGCUCCACUCCAUCGAGCUCAAAGAACCCGACAAGCCUCUCGUCCUCCGAUGGAAAAAGGGCGACCCCUUGUUUCCCAGAAAGGCCUCCGUCAUCUCACGUGCCGCCGGGAAGACGCACGUGAUGACCAUUGACCUUGCCACGGGCGAGGUUUCCGAACACCAGACCGGAAACCACUCCGGCUAUCCCAUGCUGACCAUCGAGGAAAUCACCGCGGCGAGCUUGGUCCCACUUGCGAGCGCCAAGUUCAACCGCACGAUCAUCCAGCGCGGCGUUGAUCUGGCGGACCUUGCGUGUUUGCCGAUUUCGUCGGGGUGGUUCGAUGAGUACGAGAAGAACAGGAGGAGGUUGAUUAAGGUACAGUGCUUCUCCAUGAAGGACACUGUGAACUUCUACAUGAGGCCAAUCGAAGGGUUGACCGUGCUUGUUGACUUGGACGCCAAACAAGUGGUGGAGAUUUCCGACAAGGGCGGGAACAUUCCGAUUCCGAAGGCCACCAACACGGACUACAGAUACUCCACCAGCCAAGAGCUCAGGCGAGUGAUCCGGCUAGUGAAUCCCAUUUCCAUUGAGCAACCAAAAGGUCCAAGUUUCACCGUGGAGGAUGGUCACUUGGUAAAAUGGGCAAACUGGGAAUUUCAUGUGAAACCCGAUGCUAGGGCGGGCGUGAUCAUAUCCCAAGCUAGGGUCCGAGACCCGGAUACCGGUGACUUGAGGGAUGUGAUGUACAAAGGGUUUCCCUCGGAGCUCUUUGUGCCUUAUAUGGAUCCUAGUGAUGGAUGGUACUUCAAGACUUAUAUGGAUGCGGGUGAAUACGGGUUUGGGUUGCAAGCCAUGCCUCUUGACCCGCUUAAUGAUUGCCCGCGUAACGCUUAUUUUAUCGAUGGUGUGUUUGCCACAUCCGAUGGAACGCCUUAUGUCCGAUCGGACAUGAUUUGCGUGUUUGAGAGCUACGGCGGGGAUAUCGGGUGGCGCCAUACAGAGAGUCUGAUAACGGGGAUGGAGGUGAGGGAAGUGAGGCCAAAGGUGACACUAGUGGUUAGAAUGGCAGCAUCAGUUGGUAACUAUGACUAUAUCGUCGACUGGGAGUUCCAAACGGACGGACUAAUCAGAGUGAAGGUUGGACUUAGUGGCAUUUUGAUGGUUAAAGGCACACCCUAUGAGAACAUGAACCAAGUCUUUGAUGGAGAAGAUCUCUACGGCACACUGUUAUCGGAAAACGUUGUUGGUGUUAUUCACGACCAUUACAUAACAUUUUAUCUGGAUAUGGACGUAGACGGUUCUGAUAAUUCCUUUGUUAAAGUGAAUCUCCAGAGGCAGCAAACUUCUCCUCAUGAGUCUCCAAGGAAGAGCUUCUUGAUAGCUACUAGAACUGUGGCGAAAACAGAGAAGGAUGCACAAGUGAAGCUAAAACUCUAUGACCCGUCGGAGUUCCAUGUGAUCAAUCCGUCGAAGAAGACCCGGGUUGGAAACCCUGUCGGGUAUAAGGUGGUUCCUGGUGCCACUGCUGCUAGUUUGCUUGAUCCUGAAGACCCUCCACAAAAGAGGGCUGCUUUUACCAAUAACCAAAUCUGGGUCACCCAAUACAAUCGGAGUGAGAAGUGGGCAGGUGGGUUGUUUGCUUACCAAAGCCAUGGAGAUGAUACUUUAGCCGUGUGGUCUAACAGGGAUCGAGAAAUUGAGAAUAAAGACAUUGUGAUUUGGUACACUUUAGGGUUUCAUCACAUACCAUGUCAAGAGGACUUUCCUAUAAUGCCGACGGUGUCAUCUAGCUUUGAUUUGAAGCCUGUAAAUUUCUUUGAGAGAAACCCCAUACUUCGGACUCCGCCUAAUGUCGAGAGUGAUUUGCCUGUUUGCUCACUUGUUGUUUCAACCUAAGAGUAACCAUUCAACAUUGAUUAUACAUAUGCAUGUAGAAUUUUAUUUCGCUAUUCCUGCACACGUAACCAUACCUAGCUUUUCCAUUUUAUUUGUC